GUCACGCCCAUUCAUAAUUGAAAACCGCGUCGGUAAAAGAAAAAUUCUGUGAACUUUCGACUUUCUCUCAGGCAUUUGAUCAAACACUUCUCCUUCAUCUUCCUCAGCCAUGGCUGCUACUCAUGCUUCCUCCUCUUCUUCCACUCUCAGAGCCAUUUCUUCCUCUGCUAAGCACCCUUCAGCCUACCCCACCUCUCUCCGCUCACUUCUAAAACCCCAGCCAUUUAACCCUUUGGUUUCAAGAAAUAGUCUCCGCAUCAGCACCCCGGCCGCCGGCGCCACCUCCAGGAAAUCGCUCACCGUCAGUUGCCUCGCCAGCCCAUCCGCCAAAGUUCAAGAACUGCAUCUGUACGAGAUCAACGAGCGUGAUCGUGGCAGUCCGGCGUAUCUCCGGCUGAGCAAACAAACAGUCAACACUCUCGGCGACCUAGUCCCAUUCUCCAACAAGUUGUACACCGGCGAUUUGCAGAAGAGGGUAGGGAUAACCGCCGGACUGUGUAUUCUGAUCAAGCACGAAGAGGAGAAGAAAGGCGACCGUUACGAAGCGAUUUACAGCUUCUACUUCGGCGACUACGGCCAUCUCGCCGUUCAGGGGCAGUACCUGACGUAUGAGGACACCACUUUGGCGGUCACCGGCGGAUCUGGGAUCUUUGAAGGAGUCUCCGGUCAGGUCAAGCUCCAGCAACUCAUUUUCCCGUUCAAGCUCUUCUACACUUUCCACUUGAAGGGUAUUCCUGAUCUGCCGGCGGAGCUAUGCGGCACGCCGGUGCCGCCGUCACCCGCCGUGGAGCCGUCUCCCGAGGCCAAAGCGUGCGCGCCUGGGGCCACCAUUCCGAACUUCUCGAAUUAGUCGAUUAAUUUACCGGUUCUGGGACCCACAGGGUGCAUUUAAUUUACGAAUUAGUACCAAUUACUGUACUACAUAUUCUCAGUUCUGGCUAGGGGUGGGCAAAAAUACCGAAAUAUCGGUAUACCGCACUUACCGUACCGAAAAAUACCGGGAAAUACCGAAAUAUUGGUAUACCGUCAUUUUCGGUACGGUAUCAUACCGUACCGGUCUAUUUUGGUACGGUAACGGUAAAUGUUUUCAAAUACCGUGGUAUACCGAUAUAAUACCGUACCGACUCCCUACUCAACAAUUACUUUUAAUUCUAAUAUAAUGUAGAAAUCCAUUACAAUUUUGAAGCCC
Molecule: messenger RNA, 1189 nt
Organism: Cuscuta epithymum
Lineage: Eukaryota; Viridiplantae; Streptophyta; Magnoliopsida; Solanales; Convolvulaceae
Source: the annotation of a GenBank genome assembly